CUCAAAAGCCUAACCCUAUCAAGGCCAUAAAAGCGGAGGUCAAGCACAGUGAGGAGUGAGGAAAACAAGGCAAAAGUGGCAAGUCCUUUUCAUCUCUAGCUAGCUUUGUUACUCUCAUUAUGGCUUCUCCCCUUUCUCUUUCACUACUUUGCCAUCACCCCAUCUUCUUCUUCUGCUACUCUUUGUUGUUUUCCACAUUGCUAUUGGCUUCCUUUCCACACGCGGUUGCUUCCCAAUGCAAGAACCAGCCCAUCAUCUUCAACUUCGGUGAUUCCAACUCAGACACCGGUGGACUUGCUUCUGGUCUUGGUUUCCCUAUCAAUCUUCCCAAUGGCCGUUCCUUUUUCCGUAGACCAACGGGAAGAUUGUCUGACGGACGCCUCCUCAUUGACUUCCUCUGCCAAAGUUUGAAUGCAAGUUAUCUAAGCCCGUACCUGGACUCUUUGGGCGGGUCCAAGUUCACAAAUGGAGCAAACUUUGCAGUCGUGGGCUCUUCUACCCUGCCAAAAUAUGUCCCUUUUUCUUUGAACAUUCAGGUCAUGCAGUUUCUUCACUUCAAGGCCCGCUCCCUUGAGCUUGUCAAUGCUGGUUCAAGAAAUUUGAUCAAUGAGGAAGGAUUCCGGAAUGCACUUUACAUCAUUGAUAUCGGCCAAAAUGACAUUGCUGACUCGUUUGACAAAAACUUAUCAUACGUGCAAGUAACCAAAAGAAUUCCGUCCAUCAUUACGGAAAUAAAGAAUGCUGUAAAGACGUUAUAUAAUCAGGGGGGAAGGAAGUUCUGGAUACACAACACAGGACCAUUGGGCUGUCUCCCUCAGAAACUUUGGUUAGUUCAAAAGAAAGAUUUGGAUCCACAUGGUUGUCUUUCCAGUUAUAAUUCUGCAGCGCUAUUAUUCAAUGAAGUGCUGCGCCGUUUGUGCCAAGAGCUGAGGUCUGAGCUGGCAGAUUCUACUAUAGUCUAUGUAGACAUAUAUGCCAUCAAGUAUGACCUCAUUGCCAACUCCAGUAAAUAUGGUUUCUCAAGUCCAUUGAUGGCAUGUUGUGGCUCUGGAGGACCUCCAUACAAUUACAACAUCAGAGUGACCUGCGGUCAGCCUGGCUACCAGGUUUGCAAUGAAGGAUCUCGGUUCCUAAACUGGGAUGGGAUCCAUUACACUGAAGCAGCUAACUCCAUUAUAGCAUCAAGAGUACUUUCCACAGCUUAUUCUUCACCACGCACCACCUUCGAUUUCUUUUGCCGCAGUUGAUCAUGCAUACAUAGACAACAUAUCUGCGCAAGCAGUUCAUGUAACUCCGAGGUUUUUUUCAUUCGCUUUCUCUUGUAAUAAUGCUUUCUAAAUGCAUGAUCAUCUUUGUUCAAGUGAUGUCUUUGUCUAAGAACACUGCAAUACGUGCACAUGUUCCUGUCCUUGGCUACUUGAGAAAUCUCAACUAGUUUGAUGGGUUCAUUUAGAUUUUGUCUUUAAAAGAA
Messenger RNA from Theobroma cacao (cacao), 1471 nucleotides. Its product is annotated as GDSL-like Lipase/Acylhydrolase superfamily protein. The record is from RefSeq and is a predicted model, not a curated record. Lineage: Eukaryota; Viridiplantae; Streptophyta; Magnoliopsida; Malvales; Malvaceae. Gene Ontology annotation, cellular component: chloroplast stroma. Gene Ontology annotation, molecular function: hydrolase activity, acting on ester bonds.